Messenger RNA from Brachypodium distachyon (stiff brome), 4480 nucleotides. RefSeq names its product probable serine/threonine protein kinase IREH1. The record is from RefSeq and is a predicted model, not a curated record. The coding region runs from base 151 to 3951 and encodes 1266 amino acids. Gene Ontology annotation, biological process: peptidyl-serine phosphorylation; intracellular signal transduction. NCBI's taxonomy places the organism in Eukaryota, Viridiplantae, Streptophyta, Magnoliopsida, Poales, Poaceae. The transcript is spliced from 18 exons. Gene Ontology annotation, molecular function: ATP binding; protein serine/threonine kinase activity.
CUCCGAGUGUCCCCACUCACACGCUCUCUUUCCUUGGAAUCCCUUCCCCUCUCUCCCAGCUCAACUCAACUGAGAGUCGUCGUUAGUCUCGCCCGCCCCCCCCCGCCCCGUUUCGACGGAACUCCUCCGUCGCUCCGCCGGCGGCCGGCGAUGGUGUUCAAGGGCCGCUUCUUCUCGUCGCGGCACAAAUCGUCCGAGUCCUCCAGCCCCGACGGGAGUAACAGCCCCCGCACGCCCACCUCCGCGCCCGCGGCCUCGGCCGCCUCGCCGGCGUCCUCCUCAUCUUCCAGAUCCGACAAGAAGAAGCCCAAAUCCGAGACCCCCAAGAAGCGCGACAAGCUGUUUGGCUCCGCGGCCAUCGCCGUGCCCUCCCCCAAGAGCGCCGCGUCCUCGGCCACGUCCAGCCCCUCCGGCGAUGGGAGGAAGGGCGCCGCGUCGGCGGCGCAUCAGCUUAGGGAUGCGGGCGGCGGUGGGGCGUCCGCGGCGGCUCUGUCGCCGAUCCUCGCGUCCUCGCUGGGGCUGAACCGGAUCAAGACGAGAUCCGGCCCGCUGCCGCAGGAGGGGCAGCGUAUGGCCGCGGCGCUCGGAAGCAGUAACCUCGCGCGGGGGCAGUCACAGGCCGGGACCUCGGCUGCCUCGGGCGGAGGCUUCGGGAAGAAGGGCAUGAGCUCGUGGGCUGAUUCGAGUAGUGGUGGCAGUAGCAGUAACCGGGGGAAGGGGAAGGCGCCCGAGCAGCCGUUGCGCAGUGCAUCAGCGACAGGCUUGGGAGUAGAAGGAAAGAGCUCUGCAAAAGCUAAGCCUAACGCAUUUCGGAACCAUUCUGGAGAUUUGAGGACUCCAACUCACAUACCAGAAACUGUGUGUGCAUAUGAUACCUGUGAAACACCAAAGGAAUCCGAGUCUCCACGUUUUAAGGCCAUUAUGCAGGCUACCAGUGCACCAAGGAAGAGAAACCCUUCGGAUAUAAAAAGUUUCUCACAUGAAUUGAACUCCAAAGGGGUUCGACCAUUCCCGUUCUUAAAACCUCGAGGCCUUUACAACAUGAAGGAGGUGUUAAAAGCUAUUCAGGUGAGAUUUGAGAAGGCAAAGGAAGAGGUAAAUACAGAUUUGGCAGUAUUCGCGGGAGACUUGGUUAGUGUAAUGGAAAAGUACGCAGAUUCUCAUCCUGAGUGGAAAGAAACUUUGGAAGAUUUACUAAUACUUGCACGUAGCUGUUCUGUAAUGACACCUGGGGAACUUUGGCUACAAUGUGAAGGUAUAGUGCAAGAUUUGGAUGACCAACGCCAAGAGCUCCCAAUGGGUGUGCUGAAGAAGCUCUACACUCGGAUGCUCUUUAUCCUUACAAGAUGUACACGACUGCUCCAGUUUCACAAGGAGAGUGGCUUUGCAGAGGAUGACGUUGUUAUGGACCAGCGAGAUAAGAUUAUACAAUCUGCUGAUAGGCAGAUUUUAGCUCAAUCAGGUCCACAUGAUACCACAACCAGAACUAGCAAAACCGAUGCAAGGAAAUCAUUCAGCCAAGAGCAGCAUAAUCUGAAAUGGAGAAGAAGCCAGGAGAUAAAGCCUGUUAAGCUCCUUUUGCCCCUUGACACGGAUAUUAAGAAAGAUAUUGAAUCUCCAACCAGGGAACGGAUGUCUUCCUGGAAACCUUUUCCAUCACCUGUCACAAAGCCCUCAAAAGAAUCUGCCCCUAUUAAAGAGGAAUUGCCUAAGAAAGCAGAUACACUCUCUACGGUUAUUAGCGGUGUUGAAUUAACCAGUCCAGUAGAAUCCAUAUCACAUCAAUCGCUUCCUCCCAAGCAUCAACACAAAACUUCAUGGGGACACUGGUCUGACCAGCCAAAUAUUUCUGAAGAGGGUUCAAUAAUGUGUCGCAUAUGCGAAGAAUAUGUCCCUACACAUUAUGUGGAAAAUCAUUCAGCAAUCUGUGCAAUUGCUGACAGGUGCGACCAAAAAGGUGUAAGCGUUGAUGAACGUUUAGUAAGAGUUGCAGAAACACUUGAAAAGAUGGUCGAGUCUUAUUCGCAGAAAGACCUUCCCAAUGCUGUCGGCAGCCCAGAUGUCGUAAAAGUUUCAAAUCCAAGCAUCAAUGAAGAAUCUGAUGGCCCCUCUCCAAAAUUGUCUGAUUGUUCUAGAAGAGGUUCUGCUGAUAUGCUUGACUAUCUCCAAGAACCUGAUAGCACUAUUUCAUUGGAUGAUAUAAAAAAUCUCCCUUCAAUGACAUGUAAAACUCGUUUUGGGCCGAAAUCUGAUCAUGGAAUGGCUACAUCAUCAGCAGGAAGCAUGACUCCUAGAUCUCCACUAACGACUCCAAGAUCAAAUCAUAUAGACAUGCUUUUAGCUGGUAGAAGUGCGAUUAAUGAAAGUAAUGAUCUUGCACAGAUUGUUGAACUUGCUGACAUUGCACGAUGCAUUGCGAAUACUCCUCUGGAUGAAGAAAGUGCAUUAUCGCAAUUGGUUACAUGCAUAGAAGAUCUGCAAGAAAUUGUUAAUCGUAGGAAGCAUGAGGCCCUUACAGUGCAGACAUUUGGCACACGUAUAGAAAAACUUCACCGGGAAAAGUACCUGCAGCUUUGUGACUCAGUGGACAUGGACAAGGUUGAUUCAUCGAGUACCAUAAUGGAUGAAGAAGAUGAUGUUGUUCGUAGCUUACGAGCAAGUCCUGUUCAUCCAGUCAAGGAUCGUACUUCAAUUGAUGACUUCGAAAUCAUAAAACCUAUAAGCCGCGGAGCAUUUGGACGUGUUUUCUUGGCCAAGAAAAGAACUACAGGAGACCUCUUUGCUAUAAAGGUACUUAGGAAAGCAGAUAUGAUUCGGAAAAAUGCUGUCGAGAGUAUAUUGGCUGAACGUGAUAUAUUAAUCACGGUCAGGAAUCCUUUUGUGGUUCGUUUCUUCUAUUCUUUUACCUCUCGGGAAAAUUUGUAUCUGGUCAUGGAGUACCUAAACGGAGGGGACCUGUAUUCAUUACUGAGGAAUUUAGGGUGCUUGGAUGAAGAUGUUGCUCGUGUGUAUCUGGCAGAAGUUGUGCUAGCUUUGGAAUAUUUGCACUCCAUGCAGAUAGUUCAUAGAGAUCUAAAACCUGAUAACUUGUUGAUAGCUCAUGAUGGGCAUGUAAAGUUGACAGAUUUUGGGUUGUCCAAGGUUGGUCUUAUCAACAGCACAGAUGAUCUAUCUGGACCUGCUGUUAGCGGGGCUUCGUUAUAUGGUGAUGAUGAACCUCAGAUGAAUGAAUUUGAGGAAAUGGAUCACCGGGCACGGAGACAAAAGCGUUCUGCUGUUGGAACCCCUGAUUAUUUAGCACCAGAAAUCCUUUUGGGGACAGGCCAUGGUACUAGUGCAGAUUGGUGGUCUGUAGGUGUAAUUCUGUUUGAGCUACUUGUCGGAAUACCUCCAUUCAAUGCAGAGCACCCCCAGACAAUUUUUGACAAUAUUCUUAAUCGCAAAAUACCUUGGCCACAUGUUCCAGAGGAGAUGAGUUUUGAAGCGAAAGAUCUAAUUGACAAAUUUUUGACAGAAGAUCCUCAUCAGCGGUUAGGAUCAAAUGGUGCAUCUGAGGUCAAACAACAUCCAUUCUUUAAAGAUGUUAGCUGGGAUACUCUUGCUAGGCAGAAGGCUGCCUUUGUUCCCUCCUCAGAUAGUGCAUUUGAUACCAGCUACUUCACCAGCCGUUACUCUUGGAAUCCUUCAGAUGAGAACAUAUAUGAAGCCUAUGAAUUUGAGGAUUCUAGUGAUAAUGGAAGCCUUAGUGGCAGCAGUAGUUGUGUGAGCAAUCACCAAGAUGACAUGGGGGAUGAGCGUGGCGGUGGCCUCACUGAGUUUGAAUCUGGCCCAAAUGUCAAUUACUCAUUCAGCAACUUCUCAUUUAAGAAUCUAUCACAACUUGCCUCCAUCAACUAUGAUUUGCUCACCAAAGGAUUGAAGGAUGAGCCACCAAUGAAAUCUGAAACGUAGCAGUCGGUUAUACUGGGGUUAAUUCGUUUGAGUAACCAAACAGUUUACAAGGUGCUCGCAUGGUGUAGAUCUUGUAAAUAUGAAAGUGGGAUAUGGGCUCUUAUUGAGGCUGUUCUUACCAUCUCACCUGGCCGAGUACAGUUUUGUGGUUACCUUGUUUUGAAACGAUUGUCGUGUCAUCGUCAGUGAAACUUCCUUGACCAUAAGUUGGCAUGAGUCACCUAGGAGCCUGUUUUCUUUUUUCCUUUUUUUCUUGUGUCCCAUCAUCGGCCUUGGGUGCCAAGAUUGGUCAAGGUUUACUGUAUUCAAAACACAACCUGUGGAGGUUUAGAUGGUCUGAAAAAAUUGUCAUAAUUAUGGCAUUAUCAUUGGGGAUGAACUACAUUAAGCUGGCAAAUUUUCGUGUACUCCGGACCGUUCGCAGCAACAUUCACUGGGUAUAAAUCUGGUCAAAUGUCAAUGCUCUAAACUACAUCAGGAUAUUAUGUUUUGUUAAUUGCUUCAUGCAUCUACUAUGUUGUUACCAGAA